Messenger RNA from Trichoderma reesei QM6a, 3355 nucleotides. RefSeq lists its product as uncharacterized. Gene Ontology annotation, biological process: phospholipid biosynthetic process. The record is from RefSeq and is a predicted model, not a curated record. The transcript has 6 exons. Lineage: Eukaryota; Fungi; Ascomycota; Sordariomycetes; Hypocreales; Hypocreaceae. The coding region runs from base 1 to 3171 and encodes 1056 amino acids. Gene Ontology annotation, molecular function: phosphatidylserine decarboxylase activity; calcium ion binding.
AUGCGUAUCCUCCCGAACCGCCUGCUGUCUUCAUCACCAGCUUCAGGCGCAAACUCGAAGAACGAGAGUCCAAUGCGAGCAAAGAACGAUGCGACGGGCUCUGCGGGGGCCCCUGUGAAUGGGCUGGCGCUCAGGGUGGCCAUUCUGCGGGCAAGGAAUCUGGCGGCCAAGGAUCGCAGUGGAACUUCGGAUCCGUACCUCGUCGUAACGCUCGGCGACGCUCGCGUCGUCACCCAUUCCGUUCCCAAGACGCUCAACCCCGAGUGGAACGUCAUCGAGGAGCUGCCCAUAAGCUCCGUACAAAGCCUAGUGGUGGGCGUCAUAUGCUGGGACAAGGAUCGCUUCGGCAAGGAUUAUCUGGGCGAGUUCGACCUGGCGCUCGAGGAGAUCUUCCAGACCGAAACCGCCGAGCAGGAGCCGCGCUGGUAUCCCCUGAAGAGCAAGCGCCCCGGCAAGAAGACGAGCAUCGUUUCUGGCGAGGUGCAGCUCCAGUUCACGCUGCUCGACACAACAAACCCCUCCAUUUCCAACCAGCAGCUAUUUGAGAAAUUCUACAAUCUCAUCGGUUCGGUUUCCGUCUCCUCCCGCAACAGCCUGAAGAAGAAGAGGCGACAGGAUCCCUACGCUUUUACCAAUGGCGACUCGGACGUUGUCGGCAUCAUCUACCUCGAGGUCAGCAGGAUCACAGAUCUUCCGCCCGAGUCCAACCUGACGCGGACUGGCUUCGACAUGGAUCCCUUCGUCGUGGCAUCCCUGGGCAAGAAAACGUACCGCACCAGGCGGGUCCGACACAACCUCAACCCGGUGUUCAAUGAGAAGAUGAUCUUCCCGGUGCAGAACCACGAGCAGCAGUACUCAUUUGCCUUUACCGUCAUCGACCACGACAAGUACUCUGGCAACGACUUCAUCGCUUCCUGCAACCUGCCCGUCCAGACGCUCAUAGAAAAGGCGCCCAAGGCGGAUCCGGAAACGGGGCUGUACGAGGUCCGCACUCCCGAGCCAGAGCCUGUGCCGGCACCCGCUGUCCCCAAGACUCGUCUCCAGAAGCUGGGCGUGUCCCGCUCCUCGUCUACGCAGAGUCUGAGCAAGUUGAUGCGGUCGCAGACGGCCCCUGUCAAGUCUCCUCCGUCAAACGGCUCUUCCACGCUCACGGUGCAGGGCGAUGGAAGCGCAAUCCAGCCCGGCACCACGCCGUUGGCACCUCUGGAUGCUCUCGCUCCCGGCAUUGACGCGUCAGAACCGGUCUCGGAGAUGGACGACCCCGACCUGGCAGAGUACGCUCUGCCGCUGAAGAUGAAGAACCUGGACAAGUGGGAGAGCAAGCACAACCCCGUCAUCUAUCUCAGAGCCAAGUACGUGCCGUAUCCGGCUCUGCGUCAGCAGUUUUGGCGGGCGCUGUUGAAGCAGUACGAUACCGACGACAGCGGUCUCAUCAGCAGGCUCGAGCUGAGCACCAUGCUCGAUACCCUUGGCUCCACGCUGAAGGAUUCGACAAUCGACAGCUUCUUCCAGCGGUUCCCGCACAAGGCCGCCGACAAUGAGGACUCGUGGGAGCUCACCUUUGACGAAGCCGUCAUGUGCCUUGAAGAUCAGCUGCAGGCCAAGAGCCGAUCCGGCAGCAAGACGCCUGGCCUUGAUGUCAAGAGCCUCAGUCUCUCGGGCAAGUCAUCUGGGGACUCUGUCGGACAGCCGGGCUCCGAGGGCUCGGGCAACUCGACGCCCCAGAUCACGGUCGAUCCGCCACCGGGGGCGACGAUUGGUCCCGAGGUCACCACGCCCAACGAGGACGGAGAGGAAGGGUACUUUGACAGGGAGGAUACAAAGGAAGAACACGUGGUGGAGAUUCGGGAGUGCCCCAUCUGCCACCAGCCUCGCCUGAACAAGCGCAGCGACGGCGACAUCAUCACGCAUAUUGCGACAUGCGCCAGCCAGGACUGGCGCCAGGUCAACACGGUCCUCGUGGGCGGCUUCGUGACGGCGAGCCAGGCGCAAAGGAAAUGGUACUCCAAGGUCAUUACCAAGAUUUCCUACGGCGGAUACAAGCUUGGCGCCAACUCGGCCAACAUCCUCGUCCAGGACCGUCUCACGGGGCAGAUCAACGAGGAGAAGAUGAGCGUCUACGUGCGGCUGGGCAUCCGGCUGCUCUACAAGGGACUCAAGUCGAGGGACAUGGAGAAUAAGCGAAUCCGGAGAAUGCUGAAGAACCUCAGCAUCAAGCAGGGCAAGAAGUUUGACGACCCUGCCUCGCGAGACGAGAUUGAAAAGUUCAUCGAUUUCCAUCGGCUGGACAUGUCCGAAGUCCUGCUGCCGAUUGAAGAGUUUAAGAACUUCAACGAGUUCUUCUACCGUGCGCUCAAGCCCGGGGCCCGGCCGUGCUCGGCGCCGGACGACCCUCGCAUUAUUGUGUCGCCGGCAGAUUGUCGAUGCGUCGUCUUUAACCAGAUCUCGCAGGCGACCAAGAUUUGGGUCAAGGGUCGCGAUUUCAACAUCAAGAGACUCCUCGGGGAUGCCUACCCUGAUGACGCCCCGCGGUACGAGAACGGCGCCCUGGGCAUCUUCCGACUGGCCCCUCAGGACUACCACCGAUUCCACAUCCCCGUCGACGGUGUUCUAGGCAAGCCCAUUACUAUCGAGGGCGAGUACUACACGGUCAACCCAAUGGCGAUUCGCUCAGCGCUGGACGUGUACGGCGAGAACGUGCGAGUGCUCGUGCCCAUUGACAGCGAAUGCCACGGACGGGUCAUGGUCAUUUGCGUGGGCGCCAUGAUGGUGGGCAGCACGGUGAUUACGCGCAAGGAGGGCGAGCGCGUGCGUCGGGCCGAGGAGCUGGGCUACUUUGCCUUUGGCGGCAGCACGGUGCUGCUGCUGUUUGAGCCUGGCAAGAUGCGCUUUGACGACGACCUGGUGGACAAUUCCAACGGAGCUCUCGAGACUUUGAUUCGUGUUGGCAUGUCGAUUGGACACUCACCGAACACGAGCCAGUGGACUCCAGACAUGCGCAAGAAUGAGCAGGACAUUACGGAAGCCGACAAGCAGGAGGCGAAGCGACGAAUCCAGGGCAGCGCAGCGCUGGAGGAGGAAUCGCCCGGCGACAGCGGUGAUGAGGACCGGGGCAAGAAGCGGUCAUCGCUUCCGCCCACGGUCAACACGCUGGCUGCCUCGUCAUUGUAGAGGAGGGAGGGACGGCUAUGGCUGGUUCAAAGCAUGAAGCCAAUUGUACACUGGAAUUGCGAGCCUUGCUGUGGUUGGAUACACUGUGCAUUGAGACGAUGGUUAUGAGAUGGCAUGUUUAGCAGAUUCACGUUUCGCUUUGAAAGCAUUUCUUGAGAUGAAUACAAGACUUAUUAUUCGAUGU